AUGAUACGAGACCUCCCCCAGGAGGAGAGGCCUCGCGAGCGACUGAGAAACUAUGGCCCUUCGUCGUUGAGCACCGCGGAGCUGUUGGCAAUCAUUCUUCGCACGGGCACCCAGUCCGAGAGCGUCCUGAGCCUCAGCACGAGGCUGAUGUCCCAGUUCGGCGGACUGUCCGGGCUGGCGCGCGCCAGCUACGACGAGUUGUGCAGUGUCCACGGAUUCGGCGACGCCAAGACGACUCAGGUCAAGGCGGCCUUUGAGUUGGGCAAGCGCGCCCUUUCCCUUCACGAGAACGAACGGCCAACGGUCCACUCUCCCCAGGACGUAGCCAACCUCCUUCAGGGGGAGAUGGCGUUCCUGGAGCAGGAGCACCUGCGGGUUGUGCUGCUCAACACCAGGAAUCGUAUUCAGUCCAUCCACGAGGUGUACAAGGGCAACGUGAACUCCGCCGUGAUACGCGCCGGCGAGAUAUUCAGAGAGGCGGUCCGCUCCAACGCCCCAGCUGUCAUUCUGGCGCAUAACCACCCCUCGGGCGACCCCGCACCCAGCGAUGAGGACGUACAGAUUACCAGGCGGAUCAUAGAUGCGGGCAAGCUGCUGGACAUUGAGGUCCUGGACCACGUGGUGCUGGCGCAGAGGGGGUUUGUGAGCCUGAAGGAGAGGAAGCUGGGGUUUGACUAG
Geodia barretti is the source of this 678-nucleotide messenger RNA. The record is from the annotation of a GenBank genome assembly. NCBI's taxonomy places the organism in Eukaryota, Metazoa, Porifera, Demospongiae, Tetractinellida, Geodiidae.